Molecule: messenger RNA, 1131 nt
Organism: Micromonas commoda
Lineage: Eukaryota; Viridiplantae; Chlorophyta; Mamiellophyceae; Mamiellales; Mamiellaceae
Exons: 1
Coding region: 1-1131 (376 amino acids)
Biological process (GO): DNA repair; DNA damage checkpoint signaling
Cellular component (GO): checkpoint clamp complex
Source: RefSeq, a predicted model, not a curated record
AUGGACGACUGGGUGCUGGACGCGCGCGUGGACCAGAUCCGCAGCUUCGUGUCCGUCCUCGGCGCCCUCAAGCUCUCCAAGCGGCAGCUCGUGCACGUCUCCGUCGCCGAGAGGGGGGUGACGGUGGUGGCGCAGGAUCCGAGCAAAUCGUUGCAGGCGCAGGUGAACUUCCGCGCGGAGACGUUCGCGUCCUACCGCGUCAACGCGUCCGCGGCGGGGACGCAGGGGCACGUCUCGGGCGUGGGCUCCGCGGUCGGAACCUUCGGCCUGGAUCUCGGCUCCCUCAUCGACGUCCUCAACGCGUUCGCGCCCCUGGACGGCGAGUGCGAACUCUCCAUGCGAUGGCCCGAUCGCGACAACUCGCUGGUGCUCGCGGCGUUGACCGUGAGGGACGCCGCGGAUCCGCACGCCGGCCGGCCCGCGCGCAUGUGCACGCACGCGUCCAUCGCGCCCGAGGUGGACGGAUGGUCCACGACGUCCGCCGCCGACGCCGAGCUCGUCUUCCGCGGCGAGCGCAACGCGUUUGCCAUGCCGACCACGGCGCUGCGAGAGAUCGUUGACGACCUGGAGUGGCCGUGCGCACCGAUGACCAUCGCGAUGAGUUCGCACCCGUCCCCGUCGCUCUCGUUCUCGUCGAAAGGUAAAGACACCGGCGAGCUGCGCAUCGACGUCGACGCGACGCCGGGUUCGUCGGCGCUGACGGAGUUUUCGUGCGCCGAAUCCGGGGCGUGGACGUACCGGUACAGGUUCAUGAAAGCCGCGGCGUCGUCGCUUCCCCCCGCGCUCGUCGGUCCCGCGCACGCGCGCGAGGAGGGCGGGUCGCCGACGAUGACGCGCGUGGCGAUCGGCGAGGGCGGCGUCGUCAAGAUCGUGCACCUGGUGCACAUGAACAGGGCAGCGCACGCGAACGCCGGCGGGCAUCAUCAUCAUCAUCACUCGGGGGGAUACGGCGACUCGCAGCGGUACGGCGGCGUUGGGGGUGGGACGCGAGGGACGGGUGGGACGGCGGGGCACGGGGGGACGCGCGGGGGUGGGACGCAGGGUCCGGGGAGUUACGUGGUGCCCGUGACGUUCGUGGCGUACGCGGAGGUUGAGAUUGACGAGGACGAAGGCUACAACGAACCGCUUUAG